AUGUCUUGGGCAAGUGCCCUCACCAGCGUCGCCUCCUACGCAGUCUCCCCCGUCAUCCUAACUAUCAAUAUUCUGCUGGCCGUGCUACGAGCGCUCGCAACUCCCUGGAUACAUGUGGUACACUACAUAUUCCGUAUUUGGGUCCUCUUACCACUGCACAUCUUGUCCAAAUUCGAGCCGCUCUUAAUCUUCCUCAGCGUCGCUGGUGCCCUUGGUGUCACGGCGGGGAUAUCUCUACAUUUCUCGUCAGGAUAUAUGCAUCAGCUGCUUGAUAUCCGUACUGGAGGCGAGGACAACGACUACACAACCAAAAAGGGAAAAUUUGUAGUUGAUAAUGGUAGCAGCAGUAACAACAAUCUAACCCACCCACGCCAAAAUCCCAGGGACGGCAGGAUGUAUACCACUUCGGCGGGCUCUAGCAGGGCAUCCUUAAGGGAUAUUAUGACGGCGCAGAAUAAGCCUUGGCUCGCCAGAAAUAGGAAUGAAGAGCAGACCGCGAUGACGAGCUUGUGGCAAGUACCGGCGUUUAAAAAUGAGCGGAAAGAGGAGACGAAAAGGGAUGAUGAGAGCGAGAUAGAGAGUGAGCAGGUACCUAGGGGGGAGAGAGAUAGGGAGGACUUACUUGCCACGAUAAUUCUGGAGGAGGAAGAGGAUGAUGAUUAUGGUGAGGGUGAGGGUGAGGGUGAGGGUGAGGAGGAGGAGGAGGAGGAUAAUGAGAUAUAA
Histoplasma capsulatum G186AR is the source of this 723-nucleotide messenger RNA. RefSeq lists its product as uncharacterized. Bases 1 to 723 code for a protein of 240 amino acids. The record is from RefSeq and is a predicted model, not a curated record. The transcript is spliced from 2 exons. Lineage: Eukaryota; Fungi; Ascomycota; Eurotiomycetes; Onygenales; Ajellomycetaceae.